Castor canadensis (American beaver) is the source of this 8425-nucleotide messenger RNA. Lineage: Eukaryota; Metazoa; Chordata; Mammalia; Rodentia; Castoridae. The record is from RefSeq and is a predicted model, not a curated record.
AUGAGGGCGUGCCCUCAGGCAACUGGAGUAGUCGGAGGAGAAGACUGCGAGCUGGACACCGAGGCUGGCCGCUGUGUGCCAGGUGUCUGUCGCAACGGGGGCACCUGCACCAACGCACCCAAUGGCGGCUUCCGCUGCCAGUGCCCAGCAGGCGGUGCCUUCGAGGGCCCACGCUGUGAGGUGGCAGCUCGCUCCUUUCCUCCCAGUUCGUUCGUCAUGUUCCGCGGCCUACGGCAGCGCUUCCACCUCACAUUGUCCCUCUCGUUCGCAACAGUGCAGUCCAGUGGGCUACUUUUCUACAAUGGGCGCCUGAAUGAGAAGCAUGACUUUCUGGCCCUGGAGCUUGUGGCGGGCCAAGUGCGGCUCACAUAUUCCACUGGUGAGCAGUCCAGACAAUGCUACACAUGCACUCCUCCCACAGGCGAAUCCAAUACAGUGGUCAGCCCCACAGUUCCGGGGGGCCUGAGUGAUGGGCAAUGGCAUACAGUGCAUCUGAGAUACUACAACAAGCCCCGGACAGAUGCCCUAGGGGGUGCUCAGGGCCCGUCCAAGGACAAGGUGGCUGUGUUGAGCGUGGAUGACUGCAAUGUGGCUGUAGCUCUGCAGUUUGGUGCUGAAAUUGGCAACUACUCAUGUGCAGCUGCUGGUGUACAAACAAGCUCCAAGAAGUCCCUGGACCUGACGGGCCCUCUGCUCCUGGGGGGUGUCCCCAACCUUCCCGAGAACUUCCCCGUGUCCCACAAGGACUUCAUCGGCUGUAUGCGAGACCUGCAAAUCGAUGGUCGCCGACUGGACAUGGCAGCCUUUGUUGCAAACAAUGGCACAGUAGCAGGCUGCCAGGCCAAGCUGCACUUUUGUGACUCAGGCCCCUGCAAGAACAGUGGCUUCUGCUCAGAGCGCUGGGGUGGCUUCAGCUGUGACUGCCCUGUGGGCUUUGGUGGCAAAGACUGCCGGCUUACUAUGGCCCAUCCCUACCAUUUCCGUGGCAAUGGCACAUUGAGUUGGGACUUUGGAAAUGACAUGGCUGUGUCUGUGCCAUGGUACCUGGGACUGGCAUUUCGGACACGGGCAACACAGGGGGUCCUGAUGCAAGUGCAGGUUGGGCCACACAGCACGCUCCUCUGCCAGCUAGAUCGGGGGCUGCUGUCUGUGACAGUAACCCGGGGCUCGGGACGUGCUGCCUACCUCCUGCUGGACCAGGUGUCUGUCAGUGAUGGCCGGUGGCAUGAUCUACGGCUGGAGUUACAGGAGGAGCCUGGUGGCCGGAGAGGCCACCAUGUCUUCAUGGUCUCACUGGACUUCAACCUAUUUCAGGAUACCAUGGCCGUGGGGAGUGAGCUGCAGGGCCUGAAGGUAAAGCAACUCCACGUGGGAGGCCUGCCCUCCAGCAAUAAGGAGGAGAUUCUUCAGGGUCUGGUUGGCUGUAUCCAGGGGGUGUGGCUUGGCUCCACACCCUUGGGGUCCCCAGCCCUGCUAUCUCCCAACUACCGAGUGAACGUGGAGCCUGGCUGUGUUGUGACCAACGCCUGUGCAUCUGGACCCUGUCCACCUCAUGCUGACUGCCAUGACCUCUGGCAUACCUUUUCCUGUACCUGCUGGCCAGGUUACUAUGGCCCAGGGUGUGUGGAUGCCUGUCUCCUGAACCCCUGUCAGAACCAGGGGUCAUGCCGGCACCUCGCAGGAGCUCCCCAUGGCUAUACCUGUGACUGUGCAGGUGGCUAUUUUGGUCACCACUGUGAGCACAGGAUGGACCAGCAGUGCCCACGGGGCUGGUGGGGAAGCCCAACCUGUGGCCCCUGCAACUGUGAUGUUCACAAGGGCUUUGAUCCUAACUGCAACAAGACAAAUGGGCAGUGUCACUGCAAGGAGUUUCACUACCGACCACGGGGCAGUGACUCAUGCCUCCCGUGUGACUGCUACCCUGUGGGCUCCACCUCGCGCUCAUGUGCACCCCACAGCGGGCAGUGCCCCUGCCGCCCAGGAGCCCUUGGUCGCCAGUGCAACAGCUGUGACAGUCCCUUUGCAGAGGUGACAGCCAGCGGCUGCCGGGUGCUCUAUGAUGCCUGCCCCAAAUCCCUGAGAUCUGGUGUUUGGUGGCCCCAGACCAAGUUUGGUGUCUUGGCUACAGUGCCAUGUCCCCGGGGGGCCCUGGGUGCUGCUGUGCGGCUAUGUGAUGAGGACCAAGGUUGGCUGGAGCCCGACCUCUUCAACUGUACUUCCCCUGCCUUUCGAGAGCUCAGUCUGCUGCUGGAUGGCCUAGAGCUGAACAAGACUGCACUGGAUACUGUUGAGGCCAAGAAGCUGGCUCAGCGGCUGCGGGAGGUGACUGGCCAGACUGACUACUACUUUAGCCAAGAUGUCCGAGUCACUGCUCGCCUGUUGGCCUACUUGCUGGCGUUUGAGAGUCAUCAGCAGGGCUUUGGGCUGACGGCUACACAAGAUGCCCAUUUCAAUGAGAAUCUGCUGUGGGCCGGCUCUGCACUGCUUGCUCCAGAGACAGGGGACUUAUGGGAAGCACUGGGGCAGCGGGCCCCCGGGGGCUCCCCAGGCAGUGCAGGGCUGGUGCGGCAUCUGGAGGAAUAUGCAGCCACCCUGGCGAGGAAUAUGGAACUCACAUACCUGAAUCCUGUGGGGCUGGUGACACCCAACAUCAUGCUCAGCAUUGACCGCAUGGAGCACCCCAGUUCUACACCAGGUGCCCGUCGCUACCCCCGCUACCAUAGCAACCUUUUUCGGGGCCAGGAUGCCUGGGAUCCUCAUACCCAUGUGUUACUGCCUUCUCAGUCCCCACGGCCAUCCCCAUCUGAAGUACUGCCCACAAGCAGCAACACAGAAAAUUCCACUGCCUCAAGUGUGAUCCCCCCACCACCACCUACAGAGCCUGAGCCUGAGCCUGGGAUCUCCAUUGUCAUUCUCCUAGUGUACCGCACGUUGGGGGGGCUACUCCCUGCCCAGUUCCAAGCUGAGCGCCGGGGCGCCAGGCUUCCCCAGAAUCCUGUUAUGAACUCCCCUGUGGUCAGCGUGGCUGUGUUCCAUGGACGCAACUUCCUAAGGGGUGUCCUGGAGUCCCCAAUCAGCCUUGAGUUCCGCCUGCUACAGACGGCGAAUCGGAGCAAGGCGAUCUGUGUGCAGUGGGACCCACCUGGCCCGGCGGACUACCAUGGUAUGUGGACAGCACGAGAUUGUGAGCUGGUGCACAGGAAUGGAUCCCACGCACGGUGUCGCUGCAGUCGGACAGGCACCUUUGGGGUCCUCAUGGAUGCCUCCCCCCGUGAGCGGCUGGAAGGUGACCUGGAACUGCUGGCUGUGUUCACCCAUGUGGUUGUGGCUGUGUCUGUGGCUGCACUGGUACUGACUGCAGUUGUCCUGCUGAGCCUGCGUAGCCUCAAGUCCAAUGUGCGUGGGAUCCAUGCCAAUGUGGCAGCUGCCCUGGGGGUGGCAGAGCUCCUCUUCCUGCUGGGGAUCCACAGGACCCACAACCAGCUGGUGUGCACUGCAGUCGCCAUCCUCCUGCACUACUUCUUCCUCAGCACCUUUGCGUGGCUCCUGGUGCACGGCCUGCACCUCUACCGCAUGCAGGUUGAGCCGCGCAAUGUGGACCGAGGCGCCAUGCGCUUCUACCAUGCCCUGGGCUGGGGCGUCCCCGCUGUGCUGCUGGGUCUUGCUGUUGGCCUGGACCCUGAGGGCUAUGGGAACCCUGACUUCUGCUGGAUCUCCAUCCAUGAACCCCUCAUCUGGAGUUUUGCCGGCCCUGUCAUCCUUGUCAUAGUGAUGAACGGGACCAUGUUUCUCCUCGCUGCCCGCACAUCCUGUUCCACAGGACAGAGGGAGGCCAAGAAGACCUCUGUGCUGACCCUUCGCAGCUCCUUUCUGCUCCUUCUGCUGGUCAGUGCCUCCUGGCUCUUUGGCCUCCUGGCAGUCAAUCACAGUAUCCUGGCCUUCCACUACCUCCAUGCUGGACUCUGUGGCCUCCAGGGCCUAGCAGUGCUGCUGCUCUUCUGUGUCCUGAAUGCAGAUGCUCGGGCCGCCUGGACACCAGUCUGUCUGGGAAGGAAGGCAGUGCCCGAGGAAACAAGGCCAGCACCAGGGCCGGGGCCCGGGGCCUACAAUAACACAGCCCUCUUCGAGGAAAGUGGCCUCAUCCGCAUCACUCUCGGUGCCUCCACCGUUUCCUCUGUGAGCAGUGCCCGCUCCGGCCGGACCCAGGACCAGGACAGCCAGCGGGGCCGCGGCUACCUCAGGGACAAUGUCCUGGUUCGACAUGGCUCUGCUGCUGACCACACUGACCACAGCCUCCAGGCUCAUGCUGGCCCCACUGACCUGGACGUGGCCAUGUUCCAUCGAGAUGCUGGCCCAGACUCCGACUCUGACAGUGACCUGUCCUUGGAGGAGGAAAGGAGCCUGUCCAUCCCAUCUUCAGAAAGUGAGGACAAUGGCCGGACACGAGGGCGUUUCCAACGUCCACUCCACCGGGCAGCCCAGAGUGAGAGGCUCCUUACCCACCCAAAAGAUGUGGAUGGCAAUGACCUCUUGUCCUACUGGCCAGCCCUGGGAGAAUGUGAGGCAGCCCCCUGUGCCCUGCAGACAUGGGGCUCUGAAAGGCGCCUGGGGCUGGACACCAGCAAAGAUGCAGCCAACAACAACCAGCCAGAUCUGGCCCUGACCAGUGGGGAUGAAACCACCCUGGGCCGGGCCCAGCGUCAGAGGAAAGGCAUCCUGAAGAACCGUUUGCAAUACCCAUUGGUGCCACAGACCAGAGGUGCGCCCGAGCUCUCCUGGUGCCGGGCAGCCACCUUGGGACACCGUGCUGUGCCAGCCGCCUCUUAUGGUCGCAUCUGUGCUGGUGGGGGAACAGGCAGUCUUUCACAGCCAGCCAGUCGCUACUCUUCUCGAGAACAACUGGACCUGCUUCUGCGGCGGCAACUGAGCCGGGAGCGACUGGAGGAGGCCCCUGCGCCUAUUCUGCGUCCCCUGAGCCGCCCAGGUUCCCAGGAACGCCUGGAUACUGUGCCUGGCCGCCUGGAGCCUAGAGAUCGGGGCAGCACCCUGCCACGGAGGCAGCCACCCAGGGACUACCCUGGUGCCAUGGCUGGCCGCUUUGGGUCACGUGAUGCGCUGGACUUAGGGGCACCCAGAGAGUGGUUGCGCACACUGCCUCCACCCCGCCGCACCCAGGACCUUGACCCUCAGCACCCUCCUCCUCUACCCAUUUCUCCCCAGCGGCAACUCUCAAGGGACCCUCUUUUGCCAUCCCGGCCCCUGGACUCUCUACCUAGGAGCUCAAACUCUCGGGAGAGACUGGACCAGAUGCCUAGUCGGCAUCCCUCACGAGAGGCCCUUGGACCACCCUCCCAACUGCUCAGAGCUAGAGAGGACCCAGCCAGCGGCCCCAGCCAUGGCCCUUCCACGGAGCAGCUGGAUAUUCUCUCCUCUAUCCUUGCCUCUUUCAACUCCUCGGCCCUCUCCUCUGUGCAGUCCUCAAGCACCCCCUCGGGCCCUCACACCACUGCCACGCCUUCUGCUACAGCCUCUGCACUUGGGCCCUCCACGCCUCGCUCUGCCACAUCCCACAGCAUUUCAGAACUGUCGCCUGACUCAGAAGUUCCCAGAAGUGAAGGUCACUCCUGAGGGGCUGAAGUGCGGUUAAGGAACGGCCAAAGGCGAUGGAAGACUUGAUCUGACUGAAGAGACUUCAGGAGUUGGGGGUUUGAUCCCAAGGCAGCCUCCUGUGAGCCCUCCCACAGGUCUCUGUUGCAGCAGUGCAGUACAGAGGUUCCAUGCGCAUCUGUGAGCAUGCGUGUGACAGGUGCAGGGGGGCGGGGCUGAAGGGAGGACUUUUUUACGUUUUGUACCUUUGUAACCAGAGAGAUAUGCUUAUGUUAUUUUUCAGCUUUUCUGUCUCCCGGGGGUCUGAGGCUUGGCUGGGAGGUGAAAGGGGACAGAGGGAGGACAGAUACCGUCUGGCCCCAUUUGGGUCCCUAGCAAACCAGAUCUUUUUCUCUCAUCUUACUGGGGUGGAGUGGACAGGUAGGUUAGGUUCCCUCCUCUCCCACUGCAUCCCCAGGUUGAUCUGAAGAUUGUCAGGGCCCAAAGUGCAGAAAUGAUCUUUGCUUUUUUUCCAGUGCCCCACAGGCCAAACUUCUGGGGUUAAGGGUUGGUCUUGGAAACAAGGGUCCUCUAACCCCCUCAUGGGGGUUUGCUCAUGCCGCCUCUCCCUGUGGGUGUGUGUGUGUUUAUUACAUGGAGUCCCUGCCACUUACUGCCUUAUGACCUAGGACUGAUGCUGUGGGUGCUGGUGGAGCAGCAGAGGUCAUGUUUACAGAGCAAGGCUUUCCUUUCUCCCUUGGGGAAGGGCUCAGGCUUCUACUCAGACAUUCCUGCAGAGGGUAGGUAGAGGGGUCACUAGCCUGCCCUUGCCUAGCAAAAGUUGUCUGUGGUGCCAUUUAAUUCCCUGACACUGCUCCCUGAGGAGUGGGUGAGCACAGGGAGCAGAAACAAGGGAAUUUAAGACCCAGAAUGUAGGUGCCUCUGCCUCCCAUGUUUACAGGAUUCUCCCUGGCCCCAGGCACCCAGGCUGCAGAAGUGACUCAUUUCCACCCCUCCUUUAUAUAAACCCUUAUAAAGGGAAAAAUGACUGUUAGGACCCUGUUCACAAAACUCUCAACUUUUGUUACUUUGUCUGAUGUCCAGAACUGGGGACUUUAAAAUUUUGUUACUUUGUUUACAGGUGGAGAUUUAAAAAAAUUUUUUUACUUUGUUUACAACUUAAAACUUUGAAAUUUCACAUUUGUUUACAGUUGAGAAUGUUUUUUCCUUUGUUUACAAGAAAAGGUAGGGAAAAUGGGAGAGUGGCACGGAUGACCCACCUGUAAAGACCUGGACCUGGCCAUCUUGAGGGGGUUUCUAACCCCCACCUCUCUGAGGCCAAAGGUCAGUGCCCAGUCCCUUGUUUAACAGCACACCCAGAAGGCCUGGGAGUAGGCAUCUUCUGACCACUGGGAACAGUGGUUGUUUAGGGUUCAGGGGUUCUGUGCAGAUCCUCCAUCCCUACCCCAUUCAAUACUCUUGGGAGGCAGUUUCCAAGGAGAUUAAAAUUCCUUCUUCACUGACUGGUGCCACCAGCCAGGACCCCAGCUCUCCUUCCCCAGAAAUGACCCCAGCCCUCCAAGGGCUGGGUGGCCUGCUGUGGGUGGAAGAGUGUCCUUGCUAUAUCCUAGGUUCUGUAGAUGCCCCUCUCUGGGGUUCCCCUCCCCCUCCAGCCCAGUGGCCCUCUUUCCUGUCUGUGUAAAUUGUUCCGUGAAGCCGCGCUCUGUUUUGGGAAUAAACUUCUAUAGAAAACAGUUGUUGCCUCUUUCUAUUGGGAGUGGUGGUAGGAUGGUGGCUGUGAAUGAUUCAGACCAGACUGACCUUUUGGAGGAAUCUAAGCCCUCCUCCCCCAAGAAUAUCCAGUUAUUUUUAGACCAUUUCACAGGAGAUUUGGACCAGGUUCCCAUCUCCUUCACUAUGAAAUUUGGCCUCUCACCUUGUGAUUGGGACCUGAAGUUGGAGCAUAGGUACUGGGACUAGGGUGCCAAGGGAAACCCCCCUCCCUGGUCAUAGCUGCAGUAGACUUACUGUCCAGGGCCUGAUCCCUGGCUUGGCAUUUGUGGCCUUGCCCAGUUGUGAAACCAAGCUGCGUUGGUGGAGUGGCCCAAGUGGUCCUGCCUAGGAAGUGGGUGAGGGAGGGAAACAAACCUAGGAGUUGCCUCCUGUGUUUGGACAGGGAAUAGGUAACCUUUCUGGCCUAGGUAAAUAACCAGAGUUGAAAGGAAUGGCUUGAGAAUCUCUGAGCCAUCUCAGAAGCCUGCCUGGUCACAGAGUGAAAGCCUGAGAGUGGCGCCCUCAGCUUGGAGGCGUGGGAUGUCCCACAGAGGUGGAUAUCCCUCAGCCACAUACCCACGCUUCCUGAUUAUUGAGGAACCCCGCAAAGCCAGGAUUUAGGAUCGGUUCCAUCACCCUUAGGGGCCUUCAGGCGCUUGGGACAGUUUUUGUUUUCAGUUUCGUCCCAUCUGGCUUCAGGAAGGUUAGCAAGUCAGAGGGUUGACAAGCAUGAGCCAGGGCGCCGGGGAGCAAAGGGUUAAACCUUCCUUCUCUGUGCGGGCCCCUACCAAGGAGCUAGUUAGGCCCCGCCCCCAGAACGCUGAUUGGUCCAAACCUGCCCAGGCUGCUGAGAGAUGAGCCCCUGGGAGCGUGCGGCCGGCCACGUCGCGGUCCUGGCGCCGCCUUCUGGCCGGUAGUGGUUUCUCGUCCGAGAUGUCGAAACAGGACUGGCAGCCUAGGGGGGCCAUGGAGCGGUCAGAUGAACCUGGGUGAGUGCAGGGCGCAGGCCAAGUUCCGCGUGUCCGCGAGGUGUGGGUCGCCGGCCAGGAUCAGUUCUGAAGGGGAA